Messenger RNA from Pyrenophora tritici-repentis Pt-1C-BFP, 740 nucleotides. RefSeq names its product 60S ribosomal protein uL24. Gene Ontology annotation, cellular component: cytosolic large ribosomal subunit; ribosome. Gene Ontology annotation, biological process: ribosomal large subunit biogenesis; cytoplasmic translation. Gene Ontology annotation, molecular function: RNA binding; structural constituent of ribosome. The record is from RefSeq and is a predicted model, not a curated record. NCBI's taxonomy places the organism in Eukaryota, Fungi, Ascomycota, Dothideomycetes, Pleosporales, Pleosporaceae.
GACUCUCAAUUUUGUGUUGCGACCACGAACUUUGUCUACUAACCCGACAACCCGCCACAUCCACAGCAAAAAUGACCAAGGUCCAGUCAAUGGUCGCGAGCUCUCGCCGCAAAUCGCGAAAGGCACACUUCAGUGCGCCGAGUAGUGUGCGUCGGGUCAUCAUGAGCGCGCCUUUGAGUAAGGAGCUCCGCGAGAAGCACGGAGUGCGCAGCAUUCCCAUCCGCAAGGAUGACGAGAUCACCGUCGUCCGCGGCUCCAACAAAGGACGUGAGGGCAAGGUUUCAUCCGUCUACCGUCUCAAGUACUGCAUCCACGUCAACGGCAUCGUCCGCGAGAAGAGCAACGGCCAAUCGGUCCCCAUCCCCAUCGCUCCCUCCAAGGUCGUUGUCACCAAGCUCAAGCUCGACAAGGACCGUGAGUCCAUCCUGGAGCGCAAGAGCGCCGGUCGCGAGGAGAAGAAGAAGCAGAGGGAGGCAUAAGCGCUCACUUUUGUUUCUUGGUUGACGACACAUCACGGCUUCGAGGGACAUCGACACGAGCUCUCGUACUCACCCGCAGUGGAUGAAAUGCAUAUCAUGGGUUCACGGUCUGGGCAUGCGAUGCGCGCAUGAAAAGCAGGGCGUUAUACCGGCUUCUAGCUCGAACAAUGGACUUGCCGUCAUGCGGCCCCGUCGAAAUAUUCUGUUCGAAAUGAUACCAACGAUGGAUCUGGAGUUUGGCAAUCAAUCGGAUUUGUUACU